CACUCCAACCUUGGGUUCAACCGAAUGGACCCACUACCGGCAGUGGCUUCCGCCACCCAUCUCGCCUACCCGGACUCAGUGGAGUCGUCUCCCCGGUCGCGCAACGCCGAUUCCUGGGACGAGCCCCUUCCUCCCAUCCCAGGCGCUAAGCUGCGUUUGAUGUGCAGCUAUGGAGGCCACAUCGUCCCUCGCCCUCACGAUAAGUUCCUCUGCUACCUAGGCGGCGAGACCCGCAUCGUUGUCGUGGACCGCCACUCCACCUUGACCGACCUCUCCGCUCGCCUCUCUCGCAGCCUUCUCCAUGGUCGUGACUUUACCCUCAAAUACCAACUUCCUAACGAAGACCUCGAUUCUCUCAUCUCCGUCACCACCGACGAAGAUCUUGAGAAUAUGAUCGAGGAGUAUGAUCGCACCACCACUUCUUCGUUGAAGCCCUCUCGCCUCCGCCUCUUUCUCUUCCCUACCAAGCCCGAUACUGCCUCUUCGAUCGGUUCUCUCCUCGACGAUUCCAAGUCUGAGAACUGGUUUUUGGAUGCCCUUAACGGUUCUGGAAUUCUGCCUGGAGGGGUUUCCGCUGACGCUGCUUCCGUUAAUUGCCUGUUAGGUCUCGACGAUGUUAUCCAUGUCGACCCUUCUGUUGAUGUGGAGGCUCAACCUGAAUCUGUAGGUAAUCAUAACAAGCAGGUUAGUAAUAAACAAGGGCAAGAUGUUCAAUCGGUGCCGGAUUCUCCGAUGAUGGAAACUACUUCGUCGUUUGGUUCGACGUCUUCUUCGCCUUCUCAGUCCAAUUUACCUCCGAUUCGAGUUCAUGUCGAGGAUGGUGGGGUUGGGGUUCGGUUGCAUGAUCAGAUGGUUGGGCUGGAGGAACAUUUCUCGCAACUGAACGUAGCUGCCGCAGCUGCUGCUACUGCUACUGCUACUGCUACGCAGAAGCAAGAGGAGGGUUUUGUCACCAUUUAUUCUCCGCCACCAGUUCCGACCACCGUUGCAGCUGCAGCAAUGGUAUCAUCAGCUGUUACGGUUAAUCUUACCACCGUUGCUAGUGAAAACCACGGCCGCGUUAUCUCGGACGAUGAGCGAUCAGACCGAUCAGACCAUGGGGCCCCGGUUGGUUUUCGGAAACCGCCACAACCUCAAUUGCAACAGAGGACUAGUGGGGGUGUGGAUUUACCAUCGCCAGAUGCAGCUGCCAGAGAUGCCAAUUCUGGCCCAAAAACAGUGUUCUAUCAAGACACAGUGGCAGCUGCUACAGCUAGAGACAAUAGGGUUCCUGCUUUCCCUAACAAGAGUAACAUCUCUGAUCCUAGCUAUCGGAUCCAGAUGCAACAACAACAACAACAACAACAUUUUCAAGAUGCUGGUUACUUCUUGUCUUCACAAUUGGAUCAGCAGCAGCAGCUUCAGCAGCAACAACAGCAACAACAGCAACAGCAGCAAUUUAUCCCCGCAGGCACGCAGUACAUCCACCAUCACCCCACAGGACCAGUACCCAUCUCGUCAUACUACCCACUGUACCAUUCGGCGCAGCAAACGCUGCAACACCCCCAUCAGCAGCUCGAUCAGCAAUACCAAAUGUACUACUUGCCUGUUAGGCAAACACAAGCUUACAAUUUGCCUGUUCAAUCUAAUCUUGGCGAUGCUCCAACCGUCCAAUCCAGUCGGCCCCCAACGCCACCCAGCCCUGUCAUGAUCCCUCCCUCUGCUGCUGCUUAUAAAGAGCCCGCAGCGUCUGUUUAUCCCUCUAGGAACUCAGCUCCUUCGAAGCCCGAUUUAGCCCCGAAUGUGUACAGAACUGCCGCUGCAGUAGCACCGCCACUCAUUCAAAUGGCUCCUGAUCAGCAUCAGCAGCAGAUUUUGGGUUACCAUCAGAUGCAUCACCCAUCUCAGUCUAUGGCUGUUACUGCCGCCGGUGCUGCCAACUAUGCAUACGAGUUUGCGGAUCCUACCCACGCGCAGAUGUACUACACUCAGCCUUCAGCUGCUACAUUGCCUCCUCAGUAUCAAACUAUGACCGCAGCAUCAGCUGUAGGGUUGUCGGAGGCUUCUACCCAGUUGGCCACAGACAGCUCUAAGCAUCAGCAGCAGAUCAGAACUUCACAAACACUGUGAGUCGUCAUCCAUAGCUGAUGAAGAAAAGUAACGAUUUUGGAGGGAUGGGUUUGGGUAAAUUUUAGAUUUUUGUUCUCUUUUACUUUGUGAAAUCUUGUUCUUUGUAUGGUUAUAGGUAUUGGUUUGUGUUUAAAAAAAAAAUGUUAAUCUAUCUGUGAUAUGAAAUAAGGGAGUGGGUCGUCUUCUCUUUCUAGUUUCUUCCUGUUUUAUAGAUUAUAAUGUAAUGCAGAUCUUAGAAAGAAAAUAGAAGUUGGUCAGAUAGGGGAUAUCAACAUCAAAUGUUUGUGUUUGGUCAGUCUGUGUAUUAGCAGUCAUGAAAUAAAUACACAUAUAUACAUCAAGCUUUGUUUUAGAAAUUC
Messenger RNA from Telopea speciosissima, 2468 nucleotides. Its product is annotated as DNA N6-methyl adenine demethylase-like. Bases 25 to 2109 code for a protein of 694 amino acids. The record is from RefSeq and is a predicted model, not a curated record. Gene Ontology annotation, molecular function: protein binding. The transcript is spliced from 2 exons. Lineage: Eukaryota; Viridiplantae; Streptophyta; Magnoliopsida; Proteales; Proteaceae.